AUUUCUCUCCGGCAUAAACUUGCAUUUUAAGUUAUGUCAACACAAUUUCUUUCAAAACUAAGCCAAAAUUAUAUUGAAAUAUUGGCAGAUGAUGAAUAUUAUGACGUCACAAUUGAAAUUGGCGAAGAUCCUAAUGUGAAAAUUCUUCGUGCUCAUAUGAAUAUUUUGUGUUACCGUUCUCCAUAUUUACGACGAACUUUAGCGUCUAAUAAAAAAAAUAAAGCCAAUAUUUUGUCUCAUAUUAAAUUACCAAAUAUAUCACCUGAGGUCUUUCAAAUUAUUUUAAAGUAUAUUUAUGGUGGUAUUCUCUCAUUGAAUGAUCAUGACACUUCAGAAAAUUUCAAAAUUUUAUUGGCUGCGGAUGAGCUGCUUCUUCAAGAGGUAGUUGAUUAUUUACAGAAAUAUUUUAUUGAGAAUAAGUCUGAAUGGAUGGAACAACAUUUUGAACUUGUUCAUAGAACAAGCUUUCAAUC
This is a messenger RNA of Rhizophagus irregularis DAOM 181602=DAOM 197198, 473 nucleotides long. RefSeq lists its product as uncharacterized. Gene Ontology annotation, molecular function: protein binding. The record is from RefSeq and is a predicted model, not a curated record. Gene Ontology annotation, biological process: modulation of chemical synaptic transmission; circadian behavior; adult locomotory behavior. Gene Ontology annotation, cellular component: cytoplasm. Lineage: Eukaryota; Fungi; Glomeromycota; Glomeromycetes; Glomerales; Glomeraceae.